AUUUACCCUUUGAGUAGGAACUUGGGUGACAAUAUAAAGCCCAAAGAGGAAUAGAUUAUCAUUAAAAAAAGCAGAAUAAUAAAACACACUGAUCAAUUGUUUUUUUUUUCAUCCUCUUCUUCCAAAAUACAUUUCUCAUUAUGUUAUGCUGUUUUCCUCUCUUUGUCAAACCCCAUUAUAAUAGGCCCAUUUGCCACUCCAUUGACCAAGCUGGCCAAGAGAAGAAAUCAAGAAGCUUUCAUUCAAGUAUUGGCUUUUCUUGCUGUGGUCUUAAUAAUUGGCCAAAACCAAUUAGAACUAGCAUUUCAACUAACCAAGAAAAGUUUCUUAAGCACGAAAACCCCAAAGACCAAAACUUUUGUGGUGAGUAUAUAUGUCCAUAUAUAAUGGUAUUCAUUUUAUAUUAUUAAGUCACCUUAAUUAUUACAUGUCAGAGCAGGUAAUCCACCUUAUAAUUUCACUAUUAUAAAACUAUAAAUUUCCAUGUAUUUGUCUCUUCUUGCUAUGGUAUUAAUAAUAGGCCUAAACCAAUGAGAACCAGCAUCCAAGAAAAGUUUCACAACCACCAAUAUCCCAAAGACCUCAACUUUUAUGAUUCUUCUCUAGCAAAGGAAAACCUUAAGCAUGAUGAAGAUGGUUUUAAAAUGACAAAGUCAAGAGCUUUGAAGAUUUACAGAGAGUUAAAGAAAGUUAAGGGAGGUAGAUCACUAUCAAGUUUCUUGAGGUCACUUUUUACAAAUGGGAAAAAAGCAAAGAUUUCCUCAAAUGAUGAUGAUGAUAUAAAAUUAAAAUCAACUUGCUUAAGAAAGAAUAUUAUUAUUAGUCCAUAUGGGCACAAGAAUUUGGACAUGGACAAACAAAAUGUUGAGGCUAUAAAAAGCAUUAAUAGAAAUUAUAUUCAUGAUCUAAAAUUUCACAAGAAUAUUGAAAUGUUUGAAGAAGAUGAAGAUGAAGAUGAGGGUGCAAGUUGUGCAAGUUCUGAUCUGUUUGAACUUGAUAUUUUUUCUCCUGUCUAUCAAACAACAAAUCUUACUACUAAUUAAUU
This is a messenger RNA of Solanum dulcamara, 1045 nucleotides long. Its product is annotated as protein BIG GRAIN 1-like A. The transcript has 2 exons. The coding region runs from base 531 to 1043 and encodes 170 amino acids. The record is from RefSeq and is a predicted model, not a curated record. Gene Ontology annotation, biological process: auxin-activated signaling pathway. Lineage: Eukaryota; Viridiplantae; Streptophyta; Magnoliopsida; Solanales; Solanaceae.